AGACGUCAAUCAGCUGCUCGUACCGAACGUAGUCGGCAUCCAGACUCUUGUGGUUGUUCUGUCGCAGGGAGUUCAGGCAAUUGAUUCUUAGUCGAGCGUUUAAUUAUAAUAAAUUAAUUCUGCGAUAAUAAAAUCCCGGGUUAGUGCAACAUGGCGUUAGUUUCACGGAUUUGCGCUCGCACGCUGCUUCAGGCCUCCGCUAGCUCGACUGCUCGGUCGCUGCAUACAACCCCGGCUCCCCAACAACAGCAAGCACCAAUCGAAGGCGCCAAGCGGACGACCUGCACAUUGAUUCCUGGCGAUGGUGUUGGCCCCGAAAUUGUCUACUCCUUGCAGGAGGUUUUCAAGGCAGCUGAUGUUCCCGUCGAUUUUGAAACCUAUUUCCUUUCUGAAGUCAACCCAAUUCUUAGCGCAAAACUUGAAGAUGUGACCAGCUCCAUUAUGAAGAACAAAGUCUGCAUCAAGGGAAUUCUCGCAACACCCGAUUACAGUGUGGAGGGAGAGCUACAAACCUUGAAUAUGAAGCUUCGAAAUGAGCUUGAUUUGUACGCCAACGUUGUACACGUACGAAGCUUGCCAGGUGUGAAGACCAGACAUAAGAACAUUGACUGCGUCAUCAUCCGUGAACAAACUGAAGGAGAAUAUUCUGCGUUGGAGCACGAAUCGGUACCCGGAAUCGUUGAAUGCUUGAAAAUCAUCACGGCCAAGAAAUCAAUGAGGAUCGCCAAGUUCGCGUUUGAUUAUGCUACAAAGAACAACCGCAAGAAGGUCACAGCCGUGCACAAGGCGAACAUCAUGAAGCUCGGCGAUGGGCUCUUCUUGAAGUGUGUUGAGGAAAUGUCCAAGCUCUACCCUCGUAUUCAUUUCGAAAAGAUGAUCGUAGACAAUACAACUAUGCAAUUGGUCUCGAAUCCUAACCAGUUCGACGUGAUGGUUACACCGAAUUUAUAUGGUAACAUUAUUGAUAAUAUCGCCUCAGGUUUAGUCGGUGGUGCUGGUGUGGUAGCUGGCGCUUCCUAUUCAGCUGAAACUGUUGUCUUCGAACCGGGUGCACGUCACACCUUCGCACAAGCUGUCGGCAAGAAUGUUGCCAACCCAACCGCCAUGUUGCUCUGCGGUGCCAAGCUGCUCCGGCAUAUAAAUUUGCACUCGUACAGCGACGUAAUCGUGAAUGCCAUUACUAAAGUUUUGGAACAGGGAAAAGUAAGAACCAAAGAUUUAGGCGGUCAAUCUACAACGCAGGACUUCACCAAGGCCGUUAUCUAUAAUCUCCACUGAGUGAUGAGACAAUAAAAAGGAUUGUCUGCCACAUUGUUGACAUUUAGCGAAUCCAAUACUUUUUAUUUGAUAGAAAGUGUUCUUUGUUUCGUUGUUAUCGCUCUAAUAUUUUCUUUUUGAUUUUAAUAUUUAUGAAAUAUUCGUCGUAAGAAUGCAUAGGACACUGUUUUCAGUAUUUGUCAAUUUAUUUUAAUUUCUUCAGGUUAAAUUAAAAAUCUCAUAAUUGGAAACCUCAA
This is a messenger RNA of Hermetia illucens (black soldier fly), 1514 nucleotides long. RefSeq names its product isocitrate dehydrogenase [NAD] subunit beta, mitochondrial (gene Idh3b). The transcript has 8 exons. Gene Ontology annotation, molecular function: magnesium ion binding; oxidoreductase activity, acting on the CH-OH group of donors, NAD or NADP as acceptor; NAD binding. The record is from RefSeq and is a predicted model, not a curated record. Gene Ontology annotation, cellular component: mitochondrion. NCBI's taxonomy places the organism in Eukaryota, Metazoa, Arthropoda, Insecta, Diptera, Stratiomyidae. The coding region runs from base 151 to 1278 and encodes 375 amino acids. Gene Ontology annotation, biological process: tricarboxylic acid cycle; isocitrate metabolic process.